GCUUCGCUCUCGUCUGCUAUUCUGUAAGAGCCAGCCUGGGCGCCGGUACAGUCAGGAGUAGUGUGUGCACGUCGGAUUUCUGCCUUAUUUCCCUGCAGGUGACUCAGAAACUUCACAAUGCGGCUGGAAGAAGUCAGAAGGCUCCAGCACACCUUGGAACAGGUCAAUGAUGGCAAAAACUUUCUGCAAAGCCAUCAGCUCAGCAUGGAUGAAGAAAAUAAUAUCGAAAAAUAUCAUAUCAACUUGCAGCCCUUGGAAUCCAAAGUCAAAAUUAUCCAGCGAGCAUGGCGUGAGUACCUCCAGCGCCAAGACCUACCACACCAUGAGCAGCUGGACAAGCGCAGUCCCUCCCCACCGUCCCUCUCCUCUGACAAGAUGAGCAGGUCCAUCAGCAUGAACACCUUUUCCGACAGCAGCACACCGGACUUUGGAUUAAUGAAAGUUAAAUUUUGGGCUGAUCGUGAAAGAGGGACUUUUAGUUCCAUCUGCUUCAGCACUACACGCUAA
Calidris pugnax (ruff) is the source of this 507-nucleotide messenger RNA. It is a transcript of the gene IQCJ, whose product is annotated as IQ motif containing J. Lineage: Eukaryota; Metazoa; Chordata; Aves; Charadriiformes; Scolopacidae. The record is from RefSeq and is a predicted model, not a curated record. The transcript is spliced from 6 exons. Bases 118 to 507 code for a protein of 129 amino acids.